Messenger RNA from Fopius arisanus, 2438 nucleotides. Its product is annotated as ubiquitin domain-containing protein UBFD1-like. The record is from RefSeq and is a predicted model, not a curated record. NCBI's taxonomy places the organism in Eukaryota, Metazoa, Arthropoda, Insecta, Hymenoptera, Braconidae. The coding region runs from base 167 to 976 and encodes 269 amino acids. The transcript has 5 exons. Gene Ontology annotation, molecular function: RNA binding; cadherin binding.
UGCAAGUUUCCUUAAUUAUUAAAACCACUAUUUUAGCUAAAAGUCCCAAAUUAAUCCACCGAACACCUCAACUUCACUAAUCAAAGGAAAUCUAUAAAAAUCAUCGAACAAAAUUGAUUCAGAAAAGAAAGACACAAAUGAAAACCACUGCACGUCGUGUCCUACGAUGACCCUUGAUUCAAAGGACCGCGAAACACCUUUAGAGAAAAUGGAAAAUAGUGGUACAACGAUAGAGACAACUCCAAAGGACCCAGAGCCCGAUAAAGUCACAGAAUCUCACGAGGACACACGAGAGAAAAUAGACUUUAAAGUUAUCUUCAAUAAGAAAAAAAUUGAUGUUAAUUUUCCGCUGGAUGGAACGAUUGCAGAACUGAAGGAGUACCUGCAGGAGGUUAUAUCAGUGCCAAAGGAUAUGCAAAAGGUCAUGAUUAAAGGGCUGGCCAAAGACGAACAGACGUUGAAGGAACUUGGAGUUACCAAUGGUGCAAAAUUGAUGAUUGUUGGAUCCAAGUUGGAUGAUGUACUUCUGGUAGCAACAGCUCCCUCGAAACAGGAGAUCCAGGAUGAAGCAGCAGCUGCGAGUAGUAAAGAACCUCUGACACAGCAGAAAAUUCAUAGAAAAAUAUUGGAUAAAGGAAUACCAGAGGACGCCAUGCCUGGUAUCAUAGAUGCUACGGAUCCUCUGCCGGACUUUCCACUCGCUGGAAUGCUUAAUAAAAUGGGAGGAAAGGUCAGGCUAACGUUUAAACUUGAACAGGAUCAACUUUGGAUUGGGACUAAAGAGAGAACCGAUAAAAUUCCUAUGAAUUCGAUAAAAGGAAUUCACAGUGAACCCAUUCCGGAACAUCCCCAGUAUCACAUUAUGGCAAUACAAUUAGGCUCAACUGAAGCCUCGAGAUAUUGGAUUUACUGGGUGCCCGCCCAGUACAUUGCCGCCAUAAAGGAUGCGAUUCUUGGAAAAUGGUGCUACUUUUGAUCGAUUCUCCACAAACAAAAAAAAAACAAAGUAUUUUCCAACGUAUUGAAAUGAUCGACGAAAAAGUGUGAUUAAGAUGUGAAUGUUCAUCAUAAAAGGACUACUAGUCACGUCUUUUUUUAAAAGUAAGUUUUCUAACUUAUUACGUUUAUUUACCUGCUCGAUCUUCUUUACAUCCCGGUAAAUGUCAUCUCCAUCUUACUCAAACUAAAGAUCACAACAAAUAAAAAGGAGAAAUUUACAGCUGUUUAGUGAUAUCUGCUUGUUUGUUAUUCUGAAAAAAAAAACGAACGAAAGGAAAUAUCUUCAAUUUAUCAGUUAUUGAAGUGUUAAUUGGUGAUAAAAAAAAUCCAAGUAAUUGCAUAUAAAGUAUAUAAAUAUAGAUUAUAUUAAAUAAAGAAAACCGGGAUCGAAUCGAUCUUUCAGUCAAUGCCUUGUGAUAAUGAAGAAAAAAAUUUUAAACUAAUGAAGGACGAUGAUUUAUCGCACUCCAAUUUCAUAAAAGUAAAAUUCAACAACGAACGUAUCACAAUGAAAAGUGAUUUAAUACCAUUCGUCUAUUUUCGCGUUGGCCUAAGCAUCUUGGUAGAGGAGGUGCAAUUGGUGAUCAAUCACUGAUAAACCAUGAUAAGCAUGCCAAUGGUACAUCAAAUUUUUUUUAGUGUAAAUCAGUAAAGCACAAUGUAACGAUUUUCUACAAAAUUGAUAUUUUAUACCAAUAAUAUAAAAUUUGUGUGACCAACUUAAUGUGACAAAUCAAAAUAAUAAUAAUCCUGGCAAAAAGCGAAAUAAAGAAGUUCAGAAAACCAUGCACUUAAAAGUCACUAAUUGAGAAAAUUGAGAAAUUAUUUUUCAAAGCUCUCAGAAAAUUCUCUACGCGGUGCCAAUAGUAUUCGAAUGUGAUUCGAAAAAACAACAAAUGCGAGAACUGAAUAGAAAGAGCCUCUUGAAUCCCCCAAAGAGCCCCAGGGGGUCCAUCGAAUAACAUUGAAAGAGCAAUAGAGGCAGUAAAGAAAGAUGAGGCGUACAUCUGUCCCGCAUGUGGAUGCAGGAAACGCCUCAUCACAAUGUUAAAUAUCUCCGAGAAGUGUAGGCGCAUCCUGACCUUUUAUUCUCCAUCUCUCUCCGAUUCUCUCCGACUCUGUCCCUCACCCAAGAACACCUCUGGCAUCUGCCAGAGGCAUUCACAGGUCCAGAGAAUUAGCUAAACCUCCUUCUCUCCAUCCCAACAAACUCCCUCCAACCAAUCCCGAGAAGAAAGUCUCAACCACGUGUUCUGUGAUCAAUACCUUCCCCACCAAUUCCUCAACAUAUCUUCAGUCUUUGAAACUGCUCAGUGUUAAAUCUAAGUGGUCCAAGGACGGUCAAGUCACUUUGCCCGAUGUUGUAAAUCGCCAAUACCUCAAUUUUCACCAUUUUCCACUUUUUUUAUUGUUUACAUCGUCCCUUUACCCCCAAAAAA